This is a messenger RNA of Hemisphaericaspora subhashii, 1992 nucleotides long. RefSeq lists its product as uncharacterized. Gene Ontology annotation, cellular component: cytosol; nucleus. The coding region runs from base 1 to 1992 and encodes 663 amino acids. Gene Ontology annotation, biological process: protein deubiquitination. Lineage: Eukaryota; Fungi; Ascomycota; Pichiomycetes; Serinales; Debaryomycetaceae. The record is from RefSeq and is a predicted model, not a curated record. Gene Ontology annotation, molecular function: protein binding. The transcript has a single exon.
AUGGAAGAAGUUAACAACAUCAAGCAGUUGAUAGAAAUGGGGUUCACCCCAGAAGUAGCCCAAAAUGCCUUGCAAUCAAGAAAUAAUAAUUUGGAACAAGCAAUUGGUUAUCUACUUGGAGAAUCAACUGUGCCACCUCCACCACCUCCUCCACACCAUCAUUAUGACCUGUCGAAAGAGAAUAUGCAAUUGGUACCAUACGAAGAUACAAUUGAUAUAUCAAACCCAGAUGAUAUCCCAACGUUUAUUGAACACAUAAAUGAAUCUCGCCUUACAUCAAGACUGGAUUUUGGGGUUGAUGAUUAUCAACAAUUUGAAACGGAUAUGCUGGAGGCAAGUCAAACUAUCUUCAGCCAUCCUAAAACAUUUGAAAGAACUGAAUUAGCUCCGCCGGCGAUCCUUCCCAAAUCAAGUCGAUUUGCCCAGAACUACUUAAUCCCCAUUUUAAUGAUUAUGUAUCAAUUGAAAGAAGUUAGACUGAUUAUCUUAAAUAAAACUGAUUUUGAUUAUGGAUAUGAAGAAAAUUGGUAUAAUAAUGACACGGAUCUCGUUGUUGAUGUUCCAGAAGAGUUUAAGGAAGUGGAGUCGUCAUAUAGAUUUGUUAUAGAGAUCCAAAGAUUAUUCGGAUUUUUGACUCCAUUAUUAAGUAAAAGAGCUUUCAUUAGUGCUGAGUCAUUAUUCAAAAGUAUUCCAACUCAAUUCUUUAAUGAAUUAAUUUCCGAGAUUGACGAUACCGAUGAAUUAAUUAGACGAUUAUAUGAAUUUAUGAAUGAAGAAGUUGAAAAGAUAUUAGGAUCCGAAGCAGGUACAUUAGGCUCUUUAACAACAUCCUAUGUCAAACUGGAAGAAAAUAUUCCUGAUGUAGAUGACGACGAUGAAGACGAAGAAGUUGAAGAUCAGGUUGUUGAUUUGUGUUUGUUUCAAAUAGAUAGUGAUCGUAGGGAAACAACCAUUAUGGAAUCAUUUAAUAAUUUAUUCUGGGGCCCCGGGGUAGGAAUCGGGAAAUUAAGUUUUGCGAAACUAUCUCCAAUGCUUACGAUUCAUUUUCAGGGUGACGACGAAGGACUUCAAGUUGAACCCAUACAACUUCAAGAGCAUUUCUACCCGGGUGUUUAUUCUUCAGAAUACUCAUCCUUNCUUCAAGUUGAACCCAUACAACUUCAAGAGCAUUUCUACCCGGGUGUUUAUUCUUCAGAAUACUCAUCCUUAGUGAAGGAUAUGUCGGAGAGGCGAGCCCAAGUCACACAUGAUCGAAAGGUAACCACAAGCAAAUUAAUGGAAUUGAGUUCAUUUGAAGGAAAGAGAAUUAAAAAAGUUAUACACAAUGCGGUUGGAUACUUGCAGAGUCUCCCUAAUGAAACUCAAGCCUUUGAGGAUUUGAAAAGAUUAAGUGAAAAUAUCCAAAACGAAUCUGAUUUAUUGAACCUGAGGAUUUCUACAUUAAAUCAAGAUUAUAGCAGUUUGGAUAUAAUGAAUCAUGAUAAUAUUCUUAAGAAGAUAUCACUGGAUCCUAAAUUAAGCAUGCCAGAAAAGUAUAUUUUAGUUGGGAUUGUCCUUUCAGAUUCGGAGUAUUAUUAUAAAAGCAAGAAUUAUACGAAGGCAGACGAAGACUGGGUCCAUGUGGUUACAGUUUCUGACAAUAAGAGGGUGAAGGAUUAUUGUAUGGAGACGACAGAUUUUGAAGGUGUACAAGUAAGUAUGAAAGAAGAGACAAAGAAUUCAGCCAAGCUGUUUAUUUUGUUUUAUGCAAAAGAAAGCUCAUUUAAUGAAGAGAUUGAAUUACCAAUUUCUGAUAAAUUAAAAGAUUUCUUUGAUAAAGAUAACGAAUAUUUAUCAGAAGAAAUAAAACCUCAUGGGGAUAUAAUACAUAAUGAUUCUGGUGAUGAAAGUCUUGAGUAUUCGUCGUAUGAAGAAGAUGAAGUAUCAUCUAAAGAGGGAGAUAAUAACGAGCGAGAUAAUAAGGAAGAAGAACAGAUGUUAGUAGAUAUAUAG